UUUUUAAAAAAAAAAAAUUAUGACACAGGAUAACAAACUAGGGAUUUCUUUAAAUAAUGACCAUGAUAUUUUCAAGAAGCUUAAUUUUCCUCACUUAAAGAAAAGAGCUAUUUCGGUUGCCAUGGCAUCCCCUACGACAACAAUCACUAAAAAAAAGGAAAAAAAGAAGAAGUUAUUGGGCUCUCCUGCAGCUUCCUUUCUUGCUGGUUAUAUGAAUGAUUUAAUACAAGAUACCCAAGUCGUGGGCAUGGAAGAUUACAAGAUACUUGAUCUUAUUGGCUUUGGUGGGUUUUCCAUCGUGCAUAAAGUCUCCCAUCUACGUACACAUCAAUCGUUCGCUGUCAAAAUCAUUCAUCAUGCACUCAUGAAUCGUCUUGAAAAGUUACGACUGGGACGAGAACUGAGCAUCUGGAAAUCUUUACAUCAUCCACGCAUCCUGCAACUCGUCAAGAUCGUCCAAACCGACACACACACUUAUCUACUCUGCGAUUACUGCUCCCGUGGUACUCUCUUUAAACUUUUGCACAGUCAAGUUCGUUUCUCUGAAGCCAAAGCCAAAAAGAUCUUUAAACAAAUCUGUCAAGGCGUCUAUUAUUUGCAUGUCGACUGUCAAGUCAGUCAUAGAGACCUUAAGCUUGAAAAUAUCUUGAUCAAUGACCAAGGUCAUGUCAAGAUUUGUGAUUUUGGUUUCGCCGUCUUGUUGGACAACAUGCAACAAAAUCGGGACGAAUUGAUGGGAGGUUCAUUACCUUAUAUCUCUCCUGAACAUAUCUUAUCCCCCUCCCCUUAUUGCUACCCCAAAGAAGCGGAUAUUUGGGCGUUAGGCGUUAUCUUAUUUGCUCUUGUCACGGGCUAUUUACCCUUUGAUGAUGCCUAUGAACCUCGUCUACAACAAAAAAUACUACAGGCAGAUUACACCAUCCCCUCCUCUCUCUCUUUACCCUUGACCCAUUUGAUCCAUCAUUGUUUGAAUUAUCAGGUAAAUGAAAGGUUUACUAUUGAUCAGGUAUUAAAUUCUACUUGGUUAAAAAAUGUCUAAUGAUUAUCAUUGACCAAUCCAUCAUAACCAUAUGCACAAAUGCCUUGCAUGUAACAAGCCAGUACAAUCCCUGCGCCUACCUGAGACACAGGAUGCGUAAAUCUUGUAAAAAAAAGCCAAAACAUAAAAUA
Molecule: messenger RNA, 1170 nt
Organism: Mucor mucedo
Lineage: Eukaryota; Fungi; Mucoromycota; Mucoromycetes; Mucorales; Mucoraceae
Product: kinase-like domain-containing protein
Exons: 4
Coding region: 20-1039 (339 amino acids)
Biological process (GO): intracellular signal transduction; protein phosphorylation; microtubule cytoskeleton organization
Cellular component (GO): cytoplasm
Molecular function (GO): ATP binding; tau-protein kinase activity; protein serine/threonine kinase activity
Source: RefSeq, a predicted model, not a curated record